Messenger RNA from Closterium sp. Naga37s-1, 2817 nucleotides. NCBI's taxonomy places the organism in Eukaryota, Viridiplantae, Streptophyta, Zygnematophyceae, Desmidiales, Closteriaceae. The record is from the annotation of a GenBank genome assembly.
AUGGCGGAUUUGAACCAGGAGUCGCUGCUGGCGCACAAGCGCACGUUCAUGGAGUUCCUCGACCCCGAGAACCCCAAGUCGCGCUACAUGCAGCGAAUCAGCGCCAUGGUGGACGCGGACAAGCACCGCCUCCUCAUUGACCUCUCGGACCUCCGAUCCUUUGACCCGCACCUCGCCCGCAGGCUCAUCCGCACGCCAGGCGAGCUGUACCCAGCGCUGGUGAGCGCAGUGGAGGAUGCAGUGAAGCUGGCGCACCCCAAGCACCUGCUCGAGUCCGCAGCCACAGGCGUGGGGGGAGGCGAAGUGAGCGUGGGGUUUGAGGGGCCGUUUGGGUUCCACCAGCUAUCCCCUCGCGAGCUGCUCUCGCCCUUCCUCAACUCGCUUGUCUGCGUGCAUGGCAUCGUCACCAAGUGCUCCUCCGUGCGUCCCAAGGUGGUGCGCAGUGUGCACUACUGCCCAAACACGGGGGCCUUUUCGUCUCGGGAAUAUCGAGAUGUCACUGCACUCACUGGACUGCCAACACCUGCCAUCUACCCCACCAAGGACGAUAAGGGCAACAUUCUAGUCACAGAAUUCGGUCUGUGCCGCUACCGCGACCACCAGGCGAUGGCGAUGCAGGAGAUGCCUGAGAACGCCCCAGCAGGGCAGCUGCCGCGGUCCCUGGACGUGCUGCUAGAGGACGACCUGGUGGAUGCAUGCAAGCCGGGGGACCGCGUGGCAAUAGUGGGCAUCUACAAGGCUGCUCCCAUGCGCGCCACCGGCACCAUCAGCGGCACGUUUCGAACGGUGCUAGUAGCAUGCAAUGUGAUGCAGCUGAGCAAGGACGCAGUGGCGCCAAGAAUGACAGCAGCAGACGUGAGGGCAGUGAGGGCGCUGGCAGCACGAUCAGACGCGUGGGGAGUGGUGGGGGAGUCGCUAGCCCCGUCCAUCUGUGGCCACGUGUGGGUAAAGAAGGCCCUGGCGCUGCUGCUGCUGGGGGGGGUCGAGAAGAACCUACCUAAUGGCACACACAUAAGAGGCGACGUGAACAUGCUAAUGAUGGGGGAUCCCUCAGUGGCCAAGUCGCAGCUGCUUCGAGCCAUCAUGCACGCUGCCCCCCUCGCCAUCUCCACCAACGGGAGGGGCUCGUCAGGCGUGGGUCUGACUGCUGCUGUCACCACCGACCAGGAGACAGGUGAAAGGAGGCUGGAAGCAGGAGCAAUGGUGCUGGCGGACAGAGGAGUGGUGUGCAUUGAUGAGUUUGACAAGAUGAGCGAUGCCGACCGGGUUGCCAUCCAUGAGGUGAUGGAGCAGCAGACAGUCACGAUCGCCAAGGCGGGCAUCCACGCGUCCCUCAACGCUCGCUGCAGCGUGGUUGCCGCAGCAAACCCCAUCUACGGAUCUUACGACCACUCCAUCAGCCCCAUGCGCAACAUCGGCCUGCCCGACUCGCUGCUGUCGCGUUUCGAUCUGCUCUUCAUCCUCGUGGAUCAGAUGGACGCUGACGUGGACACCCGCAUAGCCAAUCACGUGCUCCGCAUGCACCGCUACCGCCUCCCUGGCGAUGAUGGCAGGGAUAUACCCAUGGCAGCAACACACGCAGAUGAGGAGGACGAGGAAGAAGAGGGGGGAGACGCAGACGGCCCAGAUGCUUCUGCUGCUGCAAUGGACGGCGAAGAUGAUGCCAAUCCGGCCACUAGCCGGCCUAGGACCAGGAGUGGGGGUAGAGGAGGGGGAGGAGGGGAUGGGGGUGGGGGAAGGGGAGGAGGGGGCAGCAGUGGUGCAGCUGAUUUGGCGGCGAACUUAGUUAAGUACGAUCGCUUACUGCACGGGGAGAGGAAGGCCGGGGAGCCUAUAAGGAAGAUACUUAAGAAGCGUUUUCUGAAGAAGUUCUUUCACUUUGCCCGCGGCCGCACCCCAGUGCUCUCCAAUCGGGCAGCAGAGAAGAUAGCACAGGCUUACGCGGAAAUGAGGGCGCAGGGCAUGGACGCGAGAAGGAGGUCGGAUCAAGGCACUCUCCCUGUGACGGCCCGUUCUCUCGAGACCAUGAUCCGCCUGUCCACGGCACAUGCCAAGCUGAAGCUGCGGCGAGAGGUGUUGGAAUCGGACGUGGCAGCAGCAUUAAGCCUCCUUGACUUUGCUCUGUACCAUCGCGAGCUGGAUGAAACCGACAAGAGGAUGGAGGAGGAGAGGCAGCGCGUGGAGCAGCAGCGGAAAGAAGCUGUUGCUGCCGCCGCCGCUGCUGCUGCUGCCACGACUGCUUCUGGUGAUGGUGCUGCUGAUGGUGCUGCUGAUGGUGCUGCUGCUGGUGCUGCUGAAAGUGUGGGUGGAACCGCAGCAGCUGCAGCUGGGGGACGGCCGCGGCGAGGAGGCGGGCGCAAGACAAGGUCUCGUGGGAAGAGGCAACGCAGGGAUUCACAGGCGGAAGGCAGCGAGGAGGACGAGGAAGAAUAUGUGGAGGAGGGGGAAGAGGAGGAGGAAGAGGAGGAAGAGGUGGAGGAGAUUGAGAUGGAGGAAGAACCUGCAGCCGGGGUUCCACACCUGGGUGACCCGGCAUCUGCUUCUGCUGCCGAUGGGGCCUUCACUGCUGAAAGAUUCGACGCCUUCCAGCUGGCGUUCAGUGAGCAUGCAGUGGCAGCGAGGGUCGAGUCGAUAGCAGUGGAGGAACUGGCAGAGGUGGUCAACAAGCGAUGGCCGGGGAAGAGCUUCACUCGGGCUGAAAUCGAUGCCAUGCUGGAGUCGAUAGCAGUGGAGGAGCUGGCAGAGGUGGUCAACAAGCGAUGGCCGGGAAAGAGCUUCUCUCGGGCUGAAAUCGAUGCCAUGCUGGAGGUGAGGUGA